AUGCCCACUCAAACCGUCUUCCAAGCAACCUUAACCUCCUCAUCGGCGAGCCCGACUUGCACGACCGCGAUCCCAGACAAGUACGGCUAUGUCCCGCCCGAUUCAUGCAACGCCAACUACGGCUUCUACCCACAGUGGGAGGACAACACUGCGUUUGCGGUUGCAUUUGGCCUGUCCACCGUAGCUCACCUCGUGCAAGCCGUCAUUCUCAAAAAGUCUUUCUGCUGGGUCAUCGUCAUGGGCGCCUUGUGGGAGUGUGUUUGCUUCAUCCUGCGGGCCUUGGGUGCAAGGGACCAGCAAGAAUCGACGUACAUGAUCGUGUCCACUCUGCUGUUAUUGCUGGCGCCACUAUGGAUCAACGCCUUUGCCUACAUGACCGUCGCUCGUCUCGUCCACUUCCUUCAUCCACGACGCCGCCUCGCCGGUCUUUCUGCACAGUGGCUGGCAAAAUGUUUUGUUGCCGUCGAUGUUCUAUGCUUCAUCAUUCAAGCAGCAGGCGGUGCGAUGCUUGCAGAUCAGAACAACUCAGAUACUGCAGAUCUGGGAAGAAAGGUGUAUAUGGCUGGGGUGGGUGUUCAGUUGGGUUGUGUUCUUGUCUUUUUGGCCAUUCACACUCUUUUCCGCCGGGAGAUUUCUCGCAAUGCGCGCACUGGGAAGCUCAGAACUCGGAGCCUGUGGACCAUGUCGCUGCUGUGGGUUAUCUAUGUGGUUCUUGCCCUGAUUGUGGUCCGCAUCAUUUUCCGUCUUGUUGAGUUCAGCCAGGGCGUCUCUUCAUCCAACGUCAUUCUACGCCACGAAGAGUUUCAGUUAUAUUUGGAUGCGCUACCGAUGCUCAUUGCGGUGGUUGUACUGAACGUUGUGCAUCCAGGCAUGGUGUUGCAAGGCCCCGAGAGCUCAUUCCCACCAAUCAGGUCGAAGUGGUGGCAUGGCCGGUCGGUCGCGUUUGAGACGUUGGAGCUCUCUUCAAAUGAGAGGAGCUAG
Messenger RNA from Fusarium vanettenii 77-13-4, 981 nucleotides. RefSeq lists its product as uncharacterized. Gene Ontology annotation, cellular component: membrane. Bases 1 to 981 code for a protein of 326 amino acids. The transcript has 4 exons. The record is from RefSeq and is a predicted model, not a curated record. NCBI's taxonomy places the organism in Eukaryota, Fungi, Ascomycota, Sordariomycetes, Hypocreales, Nectriaceae.